UGCGCAGCUGGGAGGGAGGAGCCGAGCGAACCCGGGCUUUGGGGGUGACCAUGGGCGGCUGAGGGGUGCCGAGUCCAGAGGCGGCCCGUGCCGGCGGCCAUGGCCGAGGAUUACUGGGACUCGCAAUAGCAGUAGCAGCCGCUCAGUGACUCCAGCCCAUUUCCCCACCAUGGAUCGGAUGAAGAAGAUCAAGAGGCAGCUGUCCAUGACGCUGCGGGGGAGCCGGACGGUCGAGAAAAACCUCAAUGAACCCAUCAACAUUGAGGAAAACAACAGCAGUGAUAAUGGCCCCACAGUGAAGAGUGUGCGCCCCAGCACCUCCCGCAGCGUUCACGCCUUCCUGCACCACUACGCAGGCUCUCUACGCAGGCCCCGCCUGGCCGUCAGCCGCAGCCUGAGCGCUCACCUCAACCGCACUGCCCGACUAGAAAUUGUCCAUGAAGACCUCAAGAUGGGCUCCGAUGGGGAGAGUGACCAGGCGUCAGGGACGUCGUCGGAUGAGGUGCAGUCUCCGGUCCGGGUGCGCAUGCGGAACAACCCGACACGCAAGAUCUCCACCGAGGACAUUAACAAGCGCCUGUCCCUCCCAGCUGACAUCCGCCUGCCCGAAGGCUACCUGGAGAAACUGAGCCUCAACAGCCCCCUCUUUGACAAGCCUUUGAGCCGACGGUUACGUAGAGUCUCUUUGUCGGAGAUCGGUUUUGGGAAGCUGGAGACGUACGUGAAGCUGGACAAACUGGGAGAGGGGACGUAUGCCACUGUCUACAAGGGAAAGAGUAAACUCACUGACAACCUGGUGGCCUUGAAGGAAAUCCGUCUUGAGCACGAAGAAGGAGCGCCUUGCACAGCCAUCCGGGAAGUUUCACUUCUAAAAGAUUUGAAACAUGCCAACAUUGUGACCCUGCAUGAUAUCAUCCAUACAGAGAAAUCCCUCACGCUUGUCUUCGAGUAUUUAGAUAAAGACCUGAAACAGUAUCUAGACGAUUGUGGCAACGUAAUAAAUAUGCACAAUGUGAAGCUGUUCCUGUUCCAGCUGCUGCGUGGCCUAGCCUACUGCCACCGUCAGAAGGUGCUGCACCGAGACCUCAAGCCCCAGAACUUGCUUAUCAAUGAGAGAGGGGAGCUUAAACUAGCAGAUUUUGGACUGGCCCGGGCAAAAUCCAUUCCCACCAAGACCUACUCCAAUGAGGUGGUGACACUUUGGUACCGACCCCCUGAUAUCCUCUUGGGCUCGACGGAAUACUCCACGCAGAUUGACAUGUGGGGUGUGGGCUGCAUCUUCUACGAGAUGUCCACAGGACGGCCGCUCUUCCCUGGCUCCACUGUUGAGGAGCAGCUGCACUUCAUUUUUCGGAUAUUGGGGACGCCCAAUGAGGAGACGUGGCCUGGAAUCCUGUCCAAUGAAGAAUUCCGAGCCUAUAAUUACCCCAAGUACCGUCCGGAGGCCCUGAUCAACCACGCCCCUAGGUUGGACGAUGAUGGGGCAGACCUCCUAGGGAAGCUGCUGCAGUUUGAGGGAAGGAAGCGGAUCUCUGCCGAUGAGGCCAUGCGGCACCUGUUCUUCCACAGUCUGGGAGAGCGAGUCCUCAAACUCCCGGACACAACAUCAAUAUUUGCACUAAAGGAGAUUCAGUUACAGAAAGAGACGGGGCUGCGAUCAGCUUCCCUGCCCGAAUCAGUGAACGGGCAGAACGGACGACCAAGCCUGCUGCUUUGAAGCCCACGGACGGGACCGAGUUAGCGGGGGACAGAAACAAAACCAGCUCCUCACCGCUGCUUGCGGACAUCCCCGCCAGCAGCUUCUCCGUACCAAACUGGGGGAGUGAGGCCUUGUGCUGGGAGUUCGCUGGGGCGAGGGGCGCGCUGUUGCGUGCAUGUGUUGGGGGGGGGUCCUGAUGGCCCAGCGCCGAAGAGAAGCACGACCUGCCCCCAGGCAUCCAACGACCCCGGCCCUGAUGCCUUCUGCUGCUGGGAUGGACAAUUCCUCUCUCUCUCUCCCGUCCACCCACCCCUCUCUCACACAUGGUGUUUCAUUUUAUUUUUUAAGUUUUAUUUUUUCAAUGCAAUAUUAUAAAUAUUAUAUUUGCAAAUA
Elgaria multicarinata webbii is the source of this 2092-nucleotide messenger RNA. RefSeq names its product cyclin dependent kinase 16 (gene CDK16). Gene Ontology annotation, molecular function: cyclin-dependent protein serine/threonine kinase activity; ATP binding. Gene Ontology annotation, biological process: neuron projection development; protein phosphorylation; exocytosis. The coding region runs from base 170 to 1717 and encodes 515 amino acids. Gene Ontology annotation, cellular component: synaptic vesicle; cytoplasm; nucleus. The transcript is spliced from 17 exons. Lineage: Eukaryota; Metazoa; Chordata; Lepidosauria; Squamata; Anguidae. The record is from RefSeq and is a predicted model, not a curated record.